Messenger RNA from Hypanus sabinus (Atlantic stingray), 2800 nucleotides. RefSeq names its product neurensin-1-like. The transcript has 4 exons. NCBI's taxonomy places the organism in Eukaryota, Metazoa, Chordata, Chondrichthyes, Myliobatiformes, Dasyatidae. Gene Ontology annotation, cellular component: transport vesicle; neuron projection; neuronal cell body. Gene Ontology annotation, biological process: nervous system development. Bases 332 to 916 code for a protein of 194 amino acids. The record is from RefSeq and is a predicted model, not a curated record.
UCAAGGUUGAAGCUCAGUGUGUGUGUGUGCGAGGAAGAGGAUGGACGGUUCUGGACAGGAGUCGUCAGUGUGAAACUGGCGGGCACGAAGAAGCGCUGGAAACCGGGAACCAGCAGCACCCUGACCUCAGCACGGGGGAUAAUCUCGCCGGGCUCUGACAACUUCUGGAUGGAAUUGCUGCUUUAAAGCAACAGAAGCAGUACAGUGCGAUAUAUUGAAAAUGCCUCAAUAAUCAGGAGAGCUGGGUUGGAAGUACGCAGUGUCUCCUCAUCUUGGUUUUAAAAUGAGUGGAGAUUUGAUAGAAGUAUACUAAAUAACAACAGAGAUUUCCAUGGCAGGCUGUGCAGACUUCUGCACAUCCCACACCCGGGCUGGCACGGCGGACGAGCAGAGGUACGGGGUCCGUUCCUACCUCCACCUGUUCUACGAGGACUGCACUGGAUCGGUCCUGGAGGAUGAAGACCCCGUGGGGUCAGGGGCAGAGCGCUCGCACAGUAACUGGCGCUCUGCCCUCUGGAAGGUAGGCCUGUCAGCAGGGACCAUCCUCUUCCUCGUCGGCAUGGCAACCGUCACCACUGGAUACCUGGUACCCCCGAAGAUCGAAGGCAUUGGAGAAGAUGACUUCCUCGUGGUAGACAAGCGGGCUGUCGAGUACAAUGAGGCCCUCGAGGUCAGCAAGCUGGUCGGCGCCAUUCUCUUCAGCGUGGGCGGCACGGCGAUAGCGGCAUGCGUCCUGGUCCUGACCAUCUCCAGGCACGUCCCCAGAGAUGAGGAGAGACAGUUUUCCCCCAUCCUGAAGGAAGGACCACAGCACAGACAACACAAAGCGGUUGUAAAGACUGGGUCGCCGGGGAGCGCCCAUAUCCCCGUUGGCUUUACUCGGGUACAAAGUGUGCAGCCCAAGACAGGAACAUGAGGGGGCACAUCCAAGCCCUUCUGUAACUGGUCAUCCCUGUAAUAGCUGAGGCCCUCACCAAAUGACCACAUUUCCACACAGUGACUUCAAGCAGGGUUUCUUUAUAAACGUUGGACCCCAGUGUUUUUCCCUCCACCCUGCUUUUCAUAGACCCAGAGAUACUCCAAUGCAGUGCCCAACAUUAUCAAGUCUGCUGUGGCAGUGUUAGACUUCUUCUGCCUUUUUGUGCCCUUUGACCUCUUUCACCCCACCAUUGCUUCCCUUGCUUACACUGGACAAAGACCCAAGUCCUGCGAUUUCUGUCCUACUCUCUACCUCCUUUAAUGUGCCCCUCAAACCCUACCUCUGACUAAGCCUUCAGUCACCUGGACUAUCAUGGGAGUCAGUUCUUUUCCCCAUCUUUCCUUACAAGGAGGAAAGGUAUUUCGGCCCAUUGAUUCUGUACUGGCUCUAGGAUAAUCCCAUUCUGCUACUAAUUUUCCCUUAAAUCUAUUCGUCCCUCAUUACAAUCAAUACCACCCCAGACUCUGCCCAUCAGCCAUACACUAGGACAGGGUUCCCAACCCUUUUUAUGCAUGGACCCCUUCAAAUUAACCAAGGGGCCUGUUCACCCCACGUUGGGAACCGCUGCCAUAGGGGGAGCCUGACCAAUUAAUCUAAUAACCUACCAACAUGAUGUCUUUGAAAUGUGGGAGGAGAUCAGAGCACCUUGAGGAAACCCACACGGACUAAGGGAGAACAUGCAAGUUCCAUACAGACCACCCCAUAGACACCCAGAUGCAUCUGGAGAUUCAUUUCUGUCUCCAGCAGACAACUGUGUGGGGUUACCACCUUUCAUCUGCAUGCUGUCUCUUGGAGCUGUCGUUAGUGUAAACAUUGUAAGUUAUUCACAGGACAUGGAUAUCACAGGGAAGGCUGGAAUUUCUUACCCUUCCUUGAUUGCCAUUGAACUGUCUCCUGCAUAUCCAUUUUGGAGCCAAUACCUUCUCCCAAAGGCCUCAAUGAAACCAAAAUUUUAGACCAUGAAAUAUAGGAGCAGUAUGAGGCUAUUCAGCCCAUCAACUCUGCUUCACCCUGGCUGUUUUUGUUUCAACUCUGUUCUCCCGCCACCCUUAACUCUCUUACCAAUCAAGAACCUAUCAGUCUCUGCCUUAAGCACACCCAGUAACUUGGCCUUCUCAGCCAUCUGUGGCAACAAAUUCAUCACCCUCUGUCUUAAGAAAUUCUUCCUCAUCUCUGUUCUAAAGUUGGGGGGGGGGGGUCCAUUUAUUCUGAGGCUGUACCCUUGGAAAUUAGUUCAUAAAUCAAUUUUCAUUAACGUAAACAACACCUUUAGUAACUAAUGUGAAGCGAAACCUUUAACUAUUAAAACAGUCGGAGAAGUGUUAAUCACUAAGUGACAGGGAACAGCAGGAGAACGGGGUUGAGACAGAAAAUAAAUCAGCCACGUUCAACUGGUGGAACAGAUUUGAUAGGCCAAAUGUCUGGAAUCUGCCUUUUUGUUCUACGGACACAGUUUCUGAUGGAAACACCCUCUCCACAUCCAGUCCAUAAUAACAAUUUAACAAUAACCUGAAGUUUCCACAGUAGCCUUUUAAAUUCCAGAUCUACUUUAUAAAUAGAAUUUCAAUUUUCAUCUGCUGUGCUGGGAUUUGAACUCAGAUACCCGAGUCCAUUCACCCAGCCCCGUUCACUACAAGCCAAAUAACGAGACUACAGUGUAUCGCAUGACCUGUUCCACAAGGGCUGUGGUUAUGUCCUCCUAAGGUGUAGUGUUCUGAUCACGAUGGACUCCACCUUCAUCCCAAAACUGUUUUGUCACCACCUCAUGAGAUACAAGGAAAGAAAAUAUGUAAAUAAAGAACCACAUCACUACCCACUGCA